Molecule: messenger RNA, 369 nt
Organism: Eruca vesicaria subsp. sativa (arugula)
Lineage: Eukaryota; Viridiplantae; Streptophyta; Magnoliopsida; Brassicales; Brassicaceae
Source: the annotation of a GenBank genome assembly
AUGGGGCAUCUCGUGCGGCUUGUUGUUGGUGACUGGCAAAGACUCGCCCAAGAGACAUGGAAAUUCGACAUUGACAACACACAAGUAAAAUACGAUGUUGUGCUGCGAGAGAACGAAACUUACAACGACUUGGUGGAGAUGGUGAGGGGUAAGUAUCAUGUACUCCCUUCUGAAGUCGUUGCCCUGACCUACGACUUCCCUGACUGGAGGAAAAUUCCUGGAGACUACACCACACCACCUGUGGACAUACUGGAAGACGGGGAUGUGGAGCUCUUCAUGGCAGUGAGGAUGGAUUUCGUGAACUUGGCGAUAUGUGUGGCCUACGGUAACGAAGAUGUUGACUGCUACAAGAUAAUGCGUAGGGAGUAG